Molecule: messenger RNA, 1907 nt
Organism: Pipra filicauda (Wire-tailed manakin)
Lineage: Eukaryota; Metazoa; Chordata; Aves; Passeriformes; Pipridae
Gene: MSL2
Product: MSL complex subunit 2
Exons: 2
Coding region: 75-1814 (579 amino acids)
Cellular component (GO): MSL complex
Molecular function (GO): ubiquitin protein ligase activity
Source: RefSeq, a predicted model, not a curated record
CCGGGGCCACCCGCGCCCGCCGCCCGCGCGGACCUUCUUCUCAGCGCGGAGCCGGCGGCGAGCGAGCGGCGGCGAUGAACCCCGUGAAUGCCACUGCUCUCUACGUGUCCGCGAGCCGCCUGGUGCUCAACUACGACCCGGGGGACCCCCAGUCCUUUUCCGAGAUUAACAAGCUCCUGCCCUACUUCAGGCAGUCCCUCUCCUGCUGCGUGUGCGGAAAUUUGCUACAAGACCCUAUUGCUCCCACCAACUCCACAUGCCAGCACUAUGUCUGCAAAACCUGUAAAGGCAAGAAGAUGAUGAUGAAACCGUCGUGUAGCUGGUGCAAGGACUAUGAGCAGUUUGAGGAGAACAAGCAGCUGAGCAUCCUGGUGAACUGCUACAAGAAGCUGUGCGAGUACAUCACACAGACGCCCCUGGCCCGGGACAUCAUCCAGGCCGUGGACUGCUCGGCAGACCUGCUGGCCCUGCUCAAGGAUGGGUCCCCCCUGCACGAGGACGCCGAGAAACCUUCCGACGCGGCCCUGGCUCUGUGCCUGACACAUUCCCCGGUCCCCUCCACCUCGGAGCUGCCCAGCGACGCCCCGGCGGGGUUCCCCUCGGUGCCCGAGGCCACGCACAACGCGGACGGCCGGGGCUCGGCCAUCAACGGGCUGCCCAGCUGUAACGGGCUGCCGGGGGAGAAGCUGGGGGUGAGCCUGCCGUCCCCGGAGCACGCCAGCGCCAUCGACGUCUGCGGCGCCGGGGACUACAUCAAGACGGAGGAGCUGCCGGGCGGCCUGCAGCCCGUGUGCGACCCCGUGUCGGGCAGCGACCUGUGCCCCGCGGGCAUCGACAUCUGUGGCUUCAGCGAGGACAUGAAGCCGGGCGGGUCGCUGCUGCUCAGCGUGGAGGAGGUGCUGCGCAGCCUGGAGACCGUGUCCGGCACCGAGGUGUGCGACUCGGGCCUGCAGCCCGGCCUGGAGGCGAACAUGGCCAACGGCCCCUUCCUGCAGCUCUCCCCCCCUCCCCUCAGCCAUAACAUUUUCAUGUCCACGGAGGCUUCUCCUCACGGCAUCUCCUGCACGGCGGCCACGCCCAAGGUGGUGAAGUUGAACAGGAAGCGGUCCCGCUCCGAAAGCGACAGCGAGAAGGUCCAACCUCUGCCCAUCUCCAGCAUCAUCUGCGGCCCAACCCUGGGAGCGUCGGCUCCCGUGACGGUGAAACAGGAGAACAAAAUGUCUCUGCAGCCCAUUGCGACUGUACCCAACGGAGGCACCACCCCCAAAAUCAGUAAAACUGUGCUCCUGUCUAACAAAAGCAUGAAAAAGAACCUAGAACAUGCCCCUAAGAAAUCCCACCCGAAAGCCAAACCGGGGGUGCUGAAAACGAAAGACAAGGCAAAGGAGAAAGUUCCCAGCAGUAACGUUAUGCCAGGAAGCCCAACAAAAACUGUGUAUAAAAAGCCACAAGAAAAGAAAGGGUGUAAAUGUGGUCGUGCCACCCAAAAUCCAAGUGUUCUUACCUGCCGUGGCCAACGCUGCCCUUGCUACUCGAACCGCAAAGCCUGCCUUGACUGCAUAUGCCGUGGCUGCCAAAACUCCUACAUGGCCAACGGGGAGAAGAAGCUGGAGGCGUUUGCAGUGCCAGAAAAGGCCUUGGAGCAGACCCGGCUGACUUUGGGCAUUAACGUGACGAGCAUUGCGGUGCGCAAUGCCAGCACGAGCACCAGUGUAAUCAAUGUGACAGGGUCACCAGUAACGACGUUUUUAGCUGCCAGUACACACGAUGAGAAAAGUUUGGAUGAAGCUAUAGACAUGAGAUAUGACUGCUGAGUCUGUCUUUCUUUUCCCUGCCCUCUGUAGGGGAACUGCUACAGGUUUAAGGCAGCUAUGGUUCUGUUUAACUUGCUGGAGCUCCUGCGUUUA